AUGCCGCCAAAAGAGGUCGUUGCGGAGGGUAUUGCUCUUUAUUUCCAAUACUGCCACAAGCAACCUCUAUGGCUCUUCCUUCCAGAUAGUCUUUCCAUUCCAGAACAAUGUCGCAGCGAGGUGUUAUUUGGCAUACUCAGUCUCGCGUUGCGCUACUCGAACGAUCCGUUUCUGGACGGACGAACAGACCAGAUGUGUCGGCAAUACGCCGAGGCCGCUCGCAGCUAUGUCAUGUUCCGAAUAGUCCAGGGGACCGUGGACCUCUCAACCUUACAAUGUCUCUGUUUGAUUGCAUUAGCUGAAUACAUUGGUGAGAUCCAUCCUGGACUGACAAAGUCACACGUCAUUAAUGUGCCCUUAGCUAAUGACACCCAUCUCGCUUGGCUACACAUUGGUCUUGCCACAAACCUCGCCAAAUGUGCAGGUCUCGACAUUGAGCAGCACGAAGGCGAAUCCACGCCUGCAUUGGAGGAGCGGCGAAGGGUGUUCUGGAGCAUCCAUCUUCUUAAUCAGCAAUACGCUCCCCACAGCAUGCAGUUGAAUAUGCUGCGGGACAUUCACAACCCGAAGUACAUGGCUGUCAACAUCGACUCUCCACGGGAGAUGGGGAUGAAGCCACCUCAGAAUCCUCAGAAAAACGAUGCCUUAGGAGGAAUCUGGGUGUACAUGGUGCAGUUAUCCACUCUUUGGAGCGAAGUGCAGCAUUACGUUUCGCACUGUGCCAGCGGAGACCCCAUGCCACCUUGGUCUGUGGACUCUGGUUACUGUAUCAUCGGGGCUCACCUGAUGGACAUUGAAACAAAGUUUCCCACCUCCCAUCGAUACGAUUCUGUACGGUUUCAGGAGCGUUCGCCAGAAGAAUUAAAUCGUGCCCGUGAGUACUGGAGUCCCUGGCUGUACCUCCAGUUCACCUACCAUGCAGUGCACAGCGUCUUGAAUCACCCUUUCCUCUACUCGUGGCGACCUCAGCAGUCUGCUCAGCUUGCAGUACCAAACACCUUCUGGAAGACAUCAUCGGAGCUGGCACUCAUCCACACAACGUGGACGGCUCGCCUCAUUGACAUGAUCACCGAGAAGGAAUACCAACUGUCUGACCCUUUCCUUGGCCAUGUCGUGGCGAUCGCCGCCACGAUCCUUAUUUACUACUGUCGUGCCGCGGAUCCCACUGUGAGGGACUCUGCUCAAAGGAAGCUGGAGACGUGCACGAGAUUCUUGAGUGACUUGGCCACCAAAUGGCCCCGAGUCCAGGCAAUUGUGAGUCCUCAUCCCUCCCCUGGGCCGAUCUUCUAA
This is a messenger RNA of Aspergillus fischeri NRRL 181, 1290 nucleotides long. RefSeq names its product fungal specific transcription factor domain-containing protein. The coding region runs from base 1 to 1290 and encodes 429 amino acids. Gene Ontology annotation, biological process: DNA-templated transcription. The transcript has a single exon. Lineage: Eukaryota; Fungi; Ascomycota; Eurotiomycetes; Eurotiales; Aspergillaceae. Gene Ontology annotation, molecular function: zinc ion binding; DNA binding. The record is from RefSeq and is a predicted model, not a curated record. Gene Ontology annotation, cellular component: nucleus.